Messenger RNA from Acanthisitta chloris (rifleman), 2382 nucleotides. Its product is annotated as diacylglycerol kinase beta-like. NCBI's taxonomy places the organism in Eukaryota, Metazoa, Chordata, Aves, Passeriformes, Acanthisittidae. The transcript is spliced from 24 exons. Gene Ontology annotation, cellular component: plasma membrane. Gene Ontology annotation, biological process: diacylglycerol metabolic process; intracellular signal transduction; lipid phosphorylation. Bases 1 to 2382 code for a protein of 793 amino acids. Gene Ontology annotation, molecular function: ATP-dependent diacylglycerol kinase activity; calcium ion binding. The record is from RefSeq and is a predicted model, not a curated record.
AUGGGCGAUGGCGCGUGGAUCUCACUCAGCCCCACCGAGUUCGCCCAGCUCCAGCAGUACACAGACUACUCCACCAAGAAGCUCAAGGAUGUCCUGGAGGAGUUCCAUGGGGAUGGUGUCCUCUCGAAGUACAACCCUGAGCAGCCCAUUGACUACGAGGGCUUCUGCCUCUUCAUGAAGACCUACCUGGAGGCCGAUGUACCUGAGGAGCUCUGCCAACACCUCUUCACCUCCUUCAAGCGUAAGAUAUGCCAAGCCUCCCCCAAGACCCAGCGCCAGAGCCCCAGUGUAGGCACAGGCAUCCUGGUGUCACACUGCCUCUGGAAGAGGUUACCCUUCAGCCUGCGGAAGAGCCCCAGCUCCCUGAAAGCUGCCCCACUGCCCCCCACCCCCCUGGCCCAGGUGGUCCACCUGAAGGACAUUGUCUGCUACCUGUCCCUGCUGGAAAGGGGACGAGCAGAGGACAAGCUGGAGUUUAUGUUUCGCCUCUACGAUACCGAUGGAAACGGCCUCCUGGACAGCUCGGAGCUGGAUCGUAUCAUCAACCAGAUGGUGCACGUGGCCGAGUACCUGGAGUGGGACUCCACUGAGCUGAAGCCUAUCUUGAAGGCCAUGAUGGAGGAGAUUGAUUACAACCACGAUGGGACCGUGACGCUGGAGGAGUGGAUCCGGGGGGGCAUGACCACCAUCCCCUUGCUGGUCCUCCUGGGGAUGGAGACGAAUGUGAAGGACGACGGGCAGCAUGCCUGGAGGCUGAAGCACUUCAAGAAACCUGCCUACUGCAACUUCUGCCGCACCAUGCUGAUGGGGGUCCGCAAGCAGGGCCUCUGCUGCUCCUUCUGCAAGUACACGGUCCAUGAGAGGUGUGUGUCCAAAGACAUUGCCUCCUGCAUCAGCACCUACGUUAAAUCCAAGAGAAACGCCAGCGUGAUGCAGCACACCUGGAUCGAGGGCAAUUCCCCUGUCAAGUGCGACAGAUGUCACAAGAGCAUCAAGUGCUACCAGGGCAUCACCGGCCUGCACUGCGUCUGGUGCCAAGUCACACUCCACAACAAAUGUGCCUCCCACGUGAAGCCGGAGUGCGACGGGGGCCCACUGCGGGACCACAUCUUGCUGCCAUCCUACAUCUGCCCAGUUGUCCUGGACAGGCAGUCCCACUGCCGACGAUCAGAGAGUGACUCCCCUGCCAGCACCAGUCCUGAGGAAACCCAGGCCUUCAAGUUCAACUCCACCACGGUGGAUGGGCAAGGACUGCAGAUCAGUGCUCGGCCCGGGACUCACCCACUCCUGGUGCUGGUGAACCCCAAGAGCGGAGGAAGGCAAGGGGAGCGGGUCCUUCGGAAGUUUCACUACCUGCUCAACCCACGCCAAGUGUACAACCUGGACCGUGGUGGGCCCGCACCGGGGCUGAACUUCUUUCGGGACACUCCAGAUUUCCGUGUUCUGGCCUGCGGAGGGGAUGGCACGGUGGGUUGGAUCCUGGACAGCAUAGAUAAGGCGAACCUGGCGAAGCACCCUCCGGUGGCUGUGCUGCCCCUGGGAACAGGCAAUGACCUGGCGCGGUGCCUGCGCUGGGGAGGAGGUGAGGUGGGGCGNNNNCUGAUGAAGAUCCUGAAGGACAUUGAGCACAGUACAGAGGUGAUGCUGGACCGCUGGCACAUAGACGUCAUUCCCAGUGACAGGGAGGCCAACGGAGAUCCUGUCCCAUCCACCAUCAUCAACAACUACUUCUCCAUUGGAGUGGAUGCCUCCAUCGCCCACCGCUUCCACAUCAUGCGGGAAAAGCACCCUGAGAAAUUCAACAGCAGGAUGAAGAACAAGCUGUGGUACUUCGAAUUUGGGACAUCAGAGACCUUUGCAGCCACCUGCAAGAAGCUCCAUGACUAUGUUGAGGUGGAGUGCGAUGGGACCCUGCUAGACCUGAGCAACACGUCCCUGGAGGGCAUUGCUGUCCUCAACAUCCCCAGCAUGUACGGCGGCUCCAACCUCUGGGGCGAGACCAAGAAGCAGCGCGGCUACAACCGGCUGGGCAAGAAGGUGCCGGAGAAGAUUCCUGGCACCGUGGUCACCGAUGCAAAGGAGCUGAAGUUCUGCGUGCAGGACCUCAGCGACCAUCUCCUGGAGGUGGUGGGGCUGGAGGGUGCGAUGGAGAUGGGGCAGAUCUACACGGGGCUGAAGAGUGCUGGGAAGAGACUAGCCCAGUGUUCCUCCGUCACAAUCAGGACAUCCAAGCUGCUGCCCAUGCAGGUGGAUGGGGAGCCCUGGAUGCAGCCAUCCUGCACUGUCAAAAUUACACAUAAAAGCCAGGUGCCAAUGCUGCUGGGGCCCCCCCAGAAGAGCAGCUUCUUUUUCCUGAAGAGGAGAAACCGAACUCGGGAUUAA